Eriocheir sinensis (Chinese mitten crab) is the source of this 3883-nucleotide messenger RNA. Its product is annotated as G-protein coupled receptor moody-like. Gene Ontology annotation, molecular function: G protein-coupled receptor activity. The record is from RefSeq and is a predicted model, not a curated record. Gene Ontology annotation, cellular component: membrane. The transcript is spliced from 12 exons. Bases 206 to 1378 code for a protein of 390 amino acids. Lineage: Eukaryota; Metazoa; Arthropoda; Malacostraca; Decapoda; Varunidae. Gene Ontology annotation, biological process: G protein-coupled receptor signaling pathway.
CCUCGGUGUCCUCUGCAGCCAUGGAGUGUACGUAGGGGGCGCGUUACGAGGCUCCUGAAGACGUAAUCGUGUGUUCAUCCUGGAUAUCCCCCGUUCGAGCUCCUUCCGGGGCUUCAUAUCAACAUAAUAUCCCGUCACGUGACCUUCAGAUAAAACCCAGCACUGGAAGCAUCGCCCUCUCUUCUGACCACCUUCGACCGCCACCAUGGACCGAUCGGGGCUGUCGGCGCAGUUCCCCGGCUUCCCGCGCCUCCAUAACAUGACGUGGCUCACCGACGAGGACCUGGACGAUGACGAGGCGUCGGAGAUAGCGAAGUGCGUGACGAGGAUGUCCCGCGGCAUGACCACUUUCAUCGCCGUCCUCUUCAUCGGCUACCUGGUUCUCGGCCUCACGGGGAACUUCCUGACGAUCCUGGCGCUGCUUCGAUGUCCCAGAGUGCGGAACGUGACGGCGGCCUUCAUUAUCAGUCUGUGCGUGGCCGACUUCCUCUUCUGCGUGCUGGUGCUGCCCUGGGAGGUGUCUCGUUUUCUCGCCCGGGAGUGGAUCUGGGGCGAGGGCUGGAUCUGCACCGUCUUCCCGCUGCUCAGGUACUGGAAUGUGGCCGUGAGUCUCCUGUCCAUCGCUAUGAUCACGAUAAACAGGUACAUCAUGAUCGCCCACUUCAGCGUCUACAAGAUUGUCUACCGCAAGGGAUGGAUUGCCCUCAUGAUCGCCUUCUGCUGGACCUUCGCCUUCGUUAUGCUUCUUCCCACGCUGCUCGGGAAGUGGGGAAGGUUUGGCUUCGACAGUCGCCUUCAGACUUGCUCCAUCAUCGACGACAAGAACAAGUCGCCCAAGCAGGUGCUCUUCGGCCUCGGCUUCUGCGUUCCGGCCAUCAUCAUCAUCAUCUGCUACUCCCUCAUCUUCUACGUCAUCCACAAGUCUGAGAAGCGCAUGCGUGAACACAGCUCCCGCGGCGUGAAUGGGACCCACCAUGGCCCUUCCCUGCAGCCCCAGCCUCGCAUUACUGGCAAGAUUGAGAGGGAGGUGAGGCGUCGCAGGAACGAAUGGCGUAUCACGAAAAUGGUUCUGAUCAUCUUCAUCGCCUUUGUGGUCACCUAUCUGCCCAUCACGCUGGUCAAAAGCCUGGACAAGAAAGUGGAGUACCCGGGUCUCCACGUGCUGGGCUAUGUGCUAAUCUACGUGUCAUCCUGCAUCAACCCAGUCAUCUACGUCAUCAUGAACCGCCAGUACCGCCAGGCCUACAAGACGGUGCUCCUGUGCAAGCGCCCGCGUCUCCCUUCCCUCACCUCCUCCCACACCGACACGGACAAGACCGCCCACUGCUCCAGAUCGCGGGAAAGGACGCGGGAAAGCGGUGGUGGAGGAGCUGAAUGACAAGACCAUGAUGUCGCAAGUCUCGCUGUCGGAGGCCGGGGCCAUGCCGGAGUGCCACGAGCUGCCGGAGGUCUUCGUCGACAAAUGAGGUGCCGCGGGAGUUCGUUGAGGCCGCUGCUGCUGUCACGGUUGGGCGAACGACUCUGCGCAAUGGUUGAAGGGUCGGUCCGCCGCGCCUCACCGCCAACACCAGGGAACAGAGAACGUCGCCUUUGCCCUCGUUGGUGAUAAAGACAUGUCCGCGGAGGGUCUUGGAGGCUGUACUUAUGCGUGAGGACGAGACAAGAAGUGGGGCCAGUGCAUUCACGUGGAGGAAGUGCGAAAUGCGGCUUCCAGUGUACAUAAUGAGUGUGUUGCAUCGAGGACUCUGCAGAUACUUUUAUUUUUACCGCAUAGUUAACUUUAUUCCAUUAUCCUAUAGUUUACAUGAGGUGCAGGAGACGGUAGGGAGGUUGAAGGGAAAGUCCACAACCUACACCUCAGAAUGGACUUUUUUUUUAUAAGGACAGUUGAUGUUAUUCGUGGGAGAGUUUAUCGAAGGCGUAGAAUGAUGAUACUUGAUGGUUUUGUUUGCGAGACGCCAUCUGAGCGCUCGAAAUCAACCAGUGACGGUGAGACCAGACACCAUCACGUGGGACCAGACCAAACCAAGACCAAAGACCAACGCGACCGAGCAGUGAGACCAAACUUAACUAUGACCAAGCUCUGUGGAUGGUUGUUGUUGUUGUCAUCUGUGAAGUUUAGCGAGGAAUGACAUCACUGACGGGCGGGGUGAGAGUGUGUUCACCUUGUAUCGUCAUGUAUCAGCUGGGUGAGUGCCUACGUGUGUGGAGCCUCGCUGGACUUCUCGGAGACUGAUCCUGUGUUCUGCGGAAGGAGGAGGAGGAGGAAAAGGAAGAGAAGGAGGAGGACGGAGCUGGUUUUGUUGUGUAUACAUAACUUCAAAUGUUAACGUGUUAUAAUCAUUCCUUAAUUUUAAUGCGUGUGUGUGUGCGUGUGUGUGUGUGUGUGUGUGUGUGUGAGAGAGAGAGAGAGAGAGAGAGAGAGAGAGAGAGAGAGAGAGAGAGAGAGAGAGAGAGAGAGAGAGAGAGAGAGAGAGAGAGAGAGAGAGAGAGAGAGAGAGAGCAGUUUUCUUUGUGAAGCUGGUUGUUAUCAUGCAGGAACUUGUUUUCUUGAUAACACGUAUUUUAUCAAACAUCUUUUAAGUAUUUUCUUGUUUUGUCCUUUUGUCUCUUUUGACUUAUGUAUAUAUAUUUUUUUCUAGUUUCCACGGUGCUACUUUUCCAUGUUCAUACAUUGUAAAUUGUGUUGUCUAAGUCUAAUAUUAUAUAAUGCAAAUAAUAUUUUUAUAAACUAGAGAUUGUAAGGUGUCACAGUGGGCGAUACGUUGCACGAUUCUCAAACCACGAUUUCCGCUAGCGUGGUUCUCAUUUGUUUCUUGUUAUUGCUGAUGAUGAUGAUGGUGAGUAAUACCGUCGUCCUUCAGUGAAAUCUACCGUAGCUUUGGAAGAUCGUGGACACGUCAGAAAACCACGGAAAUAUGAGAACCACGCCAGCGGAAAUCGUGGUUUGACUGAAGAUCCACGGAAAAGUUGCCCAGUGUAAUAGCCCCUUAAGAAACUUUUGGCAUCAGGUACACAUUGAUAUCGCAUGUGUUGGUCUAAAACAUCAUGCAAGUAAAGUGACGUUCUCAGCAUGUUCGAAUGAUUGAUGGAUUAGUAUUGCCUAUGGCCUAAUGACCCUACAAUUCACGUCUGAUGUUUCAAUUGUCAUGUCUGCGUAAAAGCGUCAGGAAGCAAGUAGGCAUCAAGAACUAUGUGUGUCGUUCGCCAUGAUAGGUCGGGCAUCGUCACCUUCGCGUCUCGCAUACCAACACUCGAUUAGGACGUCCACACAAUCUCUCCUGAUGAACACCGCAUGGCUCCUCCGUUCGCCGCCAGAGGCCCUGACUGUUCGCGGCUUGAAGAGUUUGAGACCCGUAUUCUCAAACCUUUCGGAGCCCAAUUACACAUAUUUUACAAGGCUUUCGCAGGCGUUUCGUGCAUUUUUAGGGGUAGUUUAAUGGCCCUGGUGGUUGUUUAACUCCUCUUCUGUACCAUGAAUGUGAAAAAAUCCUCAUAAAGCCCGAUUAAUCUCCAUUUCGACCUUUGAAAAUAGUUGAUGUGCGAGGUGGAAGCGUCUGAGAAUACCGCCCUCAGUGAGUGAUUGAUGGAUUAUUCUUGCCUAUGGCCUAAUGACCCUACAGUUCACGGCUGAUGUUGCAAUUGUCAUGUCUGCGUAAAAGCGUCAGUAAACAGGUAGGUAUCAAGGUCUAUGCGUGUCGUUAGCCAUGGUACUUCGCGUCUCCCAUACCAACACUGUUAAUUAUUAAGACGUUCACACAAUCUCUCCUGAUGAACACCGCCUGGCUGACACUGCUCUCUGAAGCCCAUCCAGUACAAUAACACUCCCAACACUGUAAACCUGAUGAAUAUGCUAAACAAAAUAUAAUGUCUUCUGAAACAA